Molecule: messenger RNA, 873 nt
Organism: Corylus avellana
Lineage: Eukaryota; Viridiplantae; Streptophyta; Magnoliopsida; Fagales; Betulaceae
Source: RefSeq, a predicted model, not a curated record
CAAAACCUACAUUGCUGGGGUGGAGGCUUGUUGUAUUGGAAACUCUUGUAUUAAACAGACAAGCUUCAGAGCACUGAUUGAUAGUGGGACAUCAUUUACAUUUCUUCCAGAUGAAGCAUAUGAAAAAAUUGCGAAGGAGUUUGACAGACAUGUCAAUGCUACAAGGUCUAGCUAUGAAGGAUCUCCUUGGAAGUAUUGCUAUAAGUCCAGUUCACAAGAGUUGCCCAAGGUUCCAUCUGUGAUACUCAUGUUCCCAUUGAACAACAGCUUUGUGGUUGACAAUCCUGUUUUUAUGGUCUAUGCCAAUCAGGAAGUUGUUGGUUUUUGUUUAGCCAUACAGCCAGCAGAUGGAGAUAUUGGAAUAAUUGGACAGAACUUCAUGACGGGAUACCGGAUGGUGUUUGAUAGGGAAAAUUUGAAGUUGGCCUGGUCUCCCUCAAAUUGUCAAGAUCUCAGUGAUGGUAAGAUUAUGCCCCUUAACUCUCCUCCACACGGCACACCAUCAAAUCCAUUGCCAACAAAUGAGCAGCAGAGCACCCCUGGCGGCCAUGCAGUUGCUCCUGCUGUUGCUGGAAGAGCUCCCUCCAAACCCUCAGCUGCCUCAAGUCAGCUCAUUAGAGCUAGCUUCUCUUUGUUAAGAUUGGUGCCUCAGCUGCUUCUACUUUUAAAUAUUAUACCAUCUCUGACUUGAAACCAGAUACUGGCAUCUUCUGAUAGAUCUUUAAUUAUUUAGGUAGUAUUACAUGUAAAUCCUGGCUUUUUCUCCUCUUCUUCUUUCUGUCUUUCCUGGGGUUUUUUUUCUUUUCUUUUUUUUUCCUUCCGAAAUAUAUAAAUAUGUAGCUGUUUGUCAUCCAAUGCCAUCAAUUUUUACCU